GAUAAAUAAUGAAGCAUGCGGUUGUCUGGCCUCAGACUCGCUCUGAGCCGCACAGCAAAGUUGACGCCGCAUUUCCAGCAUCCAGAAUGACUGAAGAAUGCAGUGAAGAUCAUUUCAGAGCGAUAAUGACACACAUCUGAACCAUCGGAUUAAACCUGGAGACUGAGUUAAUCAGAUGAAAAACACGCAGCAUGUCACAUUACCGAGGAACAGCAACACCUUCUGACCAAUCAGAACCCUGCACGCUGCACGCUGUGGUGUAAAUACUGCUGAAGCUUCGUUUAAUUAUUUACUCGUCCUGGAUUCUCAGAGAUGGGGAAGUACUUCUUCAGCGAGACGGACAUCAGGAGCACGUGGGAGCAGGUUCUGGCUGCGUUCUGGCAGAGAUACCCGAAUCCGUACAGUACUCAUGUUUUGACAGAGGAUGUGAUCUUUCGCGAGGUGACUCCGGAUAACCGUCUCCUUUCCCGCCGUCUCCUCACAAAGACCAAUCGGCUGCCCCGGUGGGCGGAGCGAAUCUUCCCCGGGAAUCUCUCGCGAUCUGUUUACAUCGUAGAGGAUUCCGUCGUGGACCCCAGCGGCAGACGCCUCACUACGCUGACCUGGAACUUAAACCACUCCACGUUAAUGACAGUGGUGGAGCGAUGUGUGUUUCAUGGUGAGCAGGAGAGACCGGUAUGGACACGUCUCACAAGAGAAGCCUGGAUCUCAUCAGGAGUGUUUGGACUGUCCAGGCCCAUACAGGAGUUUGGGUUGUCCAGGUUCAGGAGUAAUCAGUUGAAGGCUAUGAAGGGUCUGGAACACGCGCUUUCUAAACUACAGAAAUCAGCAGCUCAGGGUCACCACGCUGACGCGUCUAAAGAUUCCCCGAAGAAGACGGAGAACCUGACGGCUUCGACCAGUUCGCAAAAGCCGCAACACUACGCCUGAGAAAUCCAUUUCUCCAUCCAGUCUCCAGCAAACUCAACGGUUUUAAUGUUGUGUGUUAAUAUCCAGGGAAAAAAAAGUUCACCCUCGACUGCAUGUUCAGUGUGGAUCAGAUGUAGGAGAAAGUCAGUAGUGAUGAAGUGAAGGAAGGAAGAAUAUAACCUGAGGAGAAAGUACUGUGAGCUGAGAAUCAUCAUUCAGAUCAGUAGUUAGAUUAGAUCUUUUUUUUUUUUUUUUAAAGUCAGGACACGGUUUAUGAGUAAGUUUAUUGUCUUACCAGGGAUUUCUAAACCAGUGCAGGAAGUUUACUGACUAAUAGAGCUAUUACUGUUCCUGUUUUUAUAGUGAAAGUGUGCUGUGUGUAAACGUCCUCAUUAACGUCCUUGUCCUCGUUUCUCAGCUUCCCUUGCUCAAGCCUGCACUGUGCACUCGGUUCAUACGGUGCAUUAACGUCUCUGUUCCCAAACAGCGUGUGAAAGCGAGAGAGAAAUCGUAAAUCAUUCCGUCAAACUGCACUAUUUGCUGGAUGAAACCUCAGGGACAGACGUGUAACGAUGUGUAUUUCUCACAGCCGCGUGCUCAGGUUUCAUGUCUUUCAUGUGUUUUAUUGAAAAUGAUCUGAAUAUUAUGCGCAGUGUGAGCACGUCUCAUAUCGCUUGUUUUUAUUUUAAUGUUAUAGUUUAUGUUUUAUGUAUGAUGUGCAUAAGGAAACAUUUCAAGGAAGCAUUUCAGUUCAUUCCUUACUUCCUCAGUUACAACUUUAGACUUUGAUUUAGAAGUAAAGAGGUCGCAGAACUGCUCUGUGAAGCAUUUAAGCUUAAAAUAUCAAUGUACAACUUUAAAUAAAUGUAUAUAUGUA
Molecule: messenger RNA, 1786 nt
Organism: Pangasianodon hypophthalmus (striped catfish)
Lineage: Eukaryota; Metazoa; Chordata; Actinopteri; Siluriformes; Pangasiidae
Gene: prelid1b
Product: PRELI domain containing 1b
Exons: 6
Coding region: 313-930 (205 amino acids)
Biological process (GO): phospholipid transport
Cellular component (GO): mitochondrial intermembrane space
Molecular function (GO): phosphatidic acid transfer activity
Source: RefSeq, a predicted model, not a curated record